Messenger RNA from Apus apus (common swift), 3078 nucleotides. RefSeq names its product nuclear receptor interacting protein 3 (gene NRIP3). Gene Ontology annotation, biological process: proteolysis. NCBI's taxonomy places the organism in Eukaryota, Metazoa, Chordata, Aves, Apodiformes, Apodidae. Bases 146 to 973 code for a protein of 275 amino acids. The transcript is spliced from 6 exons. Gene Ontology annotation, molecular function: aspartic-type endopeptidase activity. The record is from RefSeq and is a predicted model, not a curated record.
CUUGCUCGGCCGCGCUGGCUGGAGCACCUGCCGGGCUGCAGGCGUCACCGGGCUCUGCCUAUAAAGUGCGGGCGACAGAGCAUCUCCCAGCUCCAUCUCCCCGAGAGGCACAUCUUCAAGAAGCGAGUCGUACGCGGGCGGAAGGAUGUUUUAUUCGGGUAUCCUGACAGAGCCGAGUAGAAAAGAAGUGGAGAUCAGGGAAGCGGCGUCUCUCCGCCAGCAGAGGAGAAUGAAGCAGGCGGUUCAGUUUAUUCACAAGGAUUCUGCAGAUCUCCUGCCUCUGGACGGGCUGAAGAAGCUGGGCACUUCAAAAGAUACUCAACCACAUAAUAUCCUGCAGAAGCGCCUGAUGGAGACAAAUCUAUCAAAAUUACGAAGCAGCCGAGGCAGCUGGACUCCCAAGAGUGACAUCUCAGUGCAGGCCAACAGGCUGAAUCAAACCCAAUUGGGCAGCUCAGGGAAAAUGGAGGACGAGGAGCUCAUAGAGGUGAACUGCCAGUGUGCAGGGAAGGAGCUGAAGGCCGUGGUGGACACUGGCUCACAGCACAACCUCAUGUCAUCAGCCUGCCUGGACAGGCUAGGGUUAAAGGAGCACCUCAAAGCACUCCCUGGUGAAGACGAGAUGGUUUCAGUGCUGUACAAGGGGAGGGUGAUUGGUCAGAUCGAGUGCCUGGCCCUGACAGUGGGAGCCAUCCCUGUGGAGUGCACGGUCCUCGUUCUGGAAGACAAUGAGAAACCCUUCUCUUUUGGGCUGCAGACACUGAAAUCUCUGAAGGUAGGGGUUUUCCAGCAGACCUUUUCCCCAGGCUGGGGGAGCUGGGACCACUGCGAACUGCAGUUUUCCCUCUUACCUAAAGGUAUUUAUUCUGUAGUGUGUCAUAAACAUGGAGAAGCACCAUCUCGUUCUGGGGAAGACGGACAGGGAAGAAAUCCCGUUUGUGGGCGGUGGCAGCGCUGCGGCGGGAGAGCAUGAUUUGGAGUCAUAAAGAGAUAUUGAAACACAGUCCCGACAGAAGAGCCUGACAUCAAAGAAAUCCUAUGCAGCUGUUCCAGAUGAAACAGCAGCGCCCUGCUUUGAAAUAUUUAUACUAGGCUACAGCUUGAGUAGAGCUGAAUGAAAUCCUGUUCAGUAGCCAGUAAUUUAGAGAUAUUGUCAUGUUUAUCUAUGGGUUUUGAGAAACAAAUGUGCUUAUUUUCUGGACUUUUCUAUAUAGUGUCCUCUUUAUUACAAACAGUUGGGAAAACCUUAUUAAUACCUUCUGAUGAUAAAAAUUCUUUUUAUAGUGGCCUCAUAUGAGUAAUUGUAUUUAGCUGUGAUUAGAGGCUAUCAGAAUUAAAUUUUUAUUAAUGAUUUUUCCAGGGCCUAAGUAUUUAUAUUCACUUAAUUGAUAUUGCUGCAUUCAAAUGGCCAUUACCGGGAAGUUACUCAGAGUAAAAUAACAAUGCUAAUACCACCUAGGAAUUAUAGAUCAUCCUGUUAGCAUAGUAUUGUUGCCAUGUAAUUAGGGAUGCAACUGCUGGCUUGAUGAGAAAGAGCAAUUACAGAAUUAUUAAUGGGUUAUAGGUUUCUCUGCAGUGAAGUGGCAGAAGCACAGAAAUAGCGUCUGAGAGGGCUGCUGGGGUGAUCUCCAGGAGCCCCCAGCUCACUGCGGGGUUGGCACCAGCACAUUGGGGCAGCCCAUCAUGUCACUGGCGCUUGAAACCCCUCCCAAGGAAGAAUCCUCUGGGCAGGUCUCAGCUGCCUUCCUAACAGCAGUAGGCAGGAAAAUUAGUAAGUGUGUUGAGCCAAAAUGCAACAAACAAGCACAAAAGUAUGUUGUCUGAAAAGCAGCAGAGACAGAGACUCGUUGGUAUAUCAGGAACCAAACGGCCCCACCUGCCCUUGGUUCAUCCCUGCCGCCAGGACCGGUGCCUCCCCCUGCCCGCCCAGCACUCAGCCUGGAGCAGUGGCAGCGCCCGGGCACGGCUGCUGCGGGUUAUCGACUCCAGGUGGACUUUAGUGUUGCUGCCAGAUAUGCCAUAUUUUUUAUAACUAUUUACAGAUUGCUUGGGAUCUUCAGUACAACACUAAGCUCCGUCACCCUCUGGGCAGUGUUUUUGCCAGGACAAACACUUCAUUCAGUGUUCCUGUCCUGUAGCAGCAGGGUUGCUACUUCACAUGCUGCUCACUUGCAGACCAGAACGAAUGCAUGGUACUGCUUGGGGGAGCCUGGUCUUGUGCAAAAGCAGCUUUCUUGAUUUUUAAAAGCUAAUGGGAAUUAAUUGCUGUCAUCUGCUGAGCAGGCAUCUUUAAAAUUCAGAAUAACAUCCUCGAGAUGUUGUUCAUCUGCCGAUGGCCAGUCCCACUGCAGCCAGAUCUGCAAGGGCCAGCUGUGUGCUGAAGGAGUGGGAAUGCUGCUCCAGCUCUUCCUUAGCAAAAGCCCUUUGGCCCCAGGCAGGCACAGGCUGUGGCACAGCUCAGCUGGGCUUCUCCUGUGGGAUCCAAGUGGCUGUUCGUGUGCUUAAGCCUCCCCGCAGACUUUAACGCAGGGCUCACCCAGGCAUCCUGUGGUGCAGCAUCAGCUGCAAUCACCCCCAUUGAUGCUGGCAUUUCCACUUAGGAGAUGUCUCAGCAGUCCUGGGCAAGGACCAGUGACUUUUUUCAAUUUGUGGCCAUUGGCUCAGGUCCUGCAAGCCAGGCUCCAGCCAGCUUUAGCUAGUCUGUGCCCAGUAAAGCCAUCUCAUUCCUCCCAUUGCAUCUGGGCUGGAGCUUUAUCUCCUGCAGUGGGUUUGAACCUCUUUUCAAUAUUGGGUAUGACUAGCAAAUCUGAACUAUCCAUAUUUUGAGCUAUUUUCUAUUUUGGUGAUAAGUUUCAGUGCUUUCUCUACAUACAGUAUUUUAUAUAACACAGCUAUAUAUGUAUAUUUACAGGGGCUGCCCAGGGCAGUCCCACCAAUGUGUUCUAGAAAUAUUUCACUAAAUAUGAAAUAGAUUUGAUUAUUUUAUAUGCUAUGAGUUUGGUAUUUUGGUACAUCUUUCUGUGCUUAUUACUGUGCUAAAUGUCAAAUUAAAUCUGAAUAAAGUUACACUGUUAUUGC